Molecule: messenger RNA, 3277 nt
Organism: Cuscuta epithymum
Lineage: Eukaryota; Viridiplantae; Streptophyta; Magnoliopsida; Solanales; Convolvulaceae
Source: the annotation of a GenBank genome assembly
AGCAUAACGCGGCGCCACAAUUUGUUUGGAGUCUUAUUGCAUAAUCUUGUCAUCACGCGCGUAUAUAUGCUAUAUAUAACCCGUCUCCACUAAUUCUAUCAAUAUCCUUUCUUUUGAUUCGAGGAUUAAUUGCAAAAUAAUUAAAUGGCCGGCCGUCAUCCUCACCCACAUCAUCAUCUCUUGGUCGGCGCCGUCCUUAUUUUCACAAUCGCCGGCGUUUCCUCCUCUGUUUCUGGUUGUGACAGCUGUGUUCAUCAAACCAAAGUCUCUUACUUCUCUAACGCUUCUGCCCUCCUCUCCGGUGCUUGCGGGUAUGGAUCGAUGGCCGUUGGUUUAUACGACGGCGGACGAAUAGCUGCGGCCGCGCCAGCAAUCUUUAAGGACGGUGCCGGAUGUGGCGCCUGUUAUCAGAUGAGUUGCAAAGACACAAGUAUGUGCAAAAAAGAAGGGACGACAGUGAUGGUCACCGAUCUUAACACAAACAACCAAACACAUUUUGUGAUCAGCAGCAGAGCUUUCAUGGCCAUGGCUAAACAGGGCAAUGAACGAAACCUUCUUAAGCUUGGCAUUCUCGAAGUCGACUAUAAAAGGUAUUCUACACUACAUAACGGGCCAUCUUUUGAGUCCAUGAAAAUAUUAUUUUCUUGGCCAUGAAAUUAAACAACCCUAUUACGGAACCCUAUUACGGAGUAAUAGCUUUCCUCUAAUUGUUUAAUUUGUAAUGUUAUGUAAAAUGUAUUUACAUUUUAGGUGACAACUCCCUACCCAUUUAAAAAAUGGGUAUCAUACCCAUUAUUCACUUGAUAUGUCUAAAUCAUUAUAUCAUUUUCAAUUUAAAUAAUUCAAGUACAUCAUUUUGAUUAGUUCAUGUGGACAAAUGUAUGGUCACUUUUAAGAGUACCAUAAAAUCUACCUACAUUUUAUUUCCUAGAAGGUUUUUUAAACGUAUUUUAAAAUGUUAAUAAUUAGUUUUACAUUAUUUUAACUCUCGCAUACGGGUUUAAAGGUAUAUAAUGCACGUUUUCUUUAAAGUGGAUUUCACGUAAGAUACUUUACCCUCGAGCUCUUAAGCUUACAUUUAGAUAGGCAAUAUAAUAUAAUGGAUUUAUUUUAAUUUAUAAUAAUGUUCCUUGUAAGUGACGGAGUACUUUUUUUCAAUUCUUCCAAGUAGAAAAGAACAGUAAAGAUAAGCGCAUACUGGUCUUUUUUUUUUGUAAAUAAACACUAGGCACAUCAGCGUCUAUCUUUCAUUCACGAUCCAUUGAAGUUGAGAAACUUCUAACAAAUCAUACAAAAUGUGUAGCGAUAAAGUAUGAUCAUCAAUACAGAGUGAAAUAAAGGUCUAUUUGACUAUAUCAUUCUGGCCUAUUUAAUUAUCAUUCUAUCUUAAUGAAAAGAAAUUGGAUAAAGUUGAAAAACAGAUGGAAAAGUUAUUGAAUAAUAGAAGAGAAAAAUGACAAAUAGUCACCAAGUUUUCAAUCAUUUCGAACUAAUUGGCCAAAAGUUUCUAUUAUUAGAGAUUUAUAUAUGUGUGUAUUAUUAGAACCACAAUCACUGCUCCCAUGACAUAUCAUCAAUAAUUGUCUAAUUGAAAAAAAGAGGCGUGUUUGUUUCGAUCGAUUUCCGUCUUAGAUAAACAUGGGACAGUAGUUUCGUUUUUCUACAACAACAUGACUUUUUCAUGACCACUAGCUAACGCACGCACGCACUAAUGAGAGGCUAUUAUUAUGUCAUGCAUUAACAAUCUUGGAUUCAAACGUAUGUAGUGUGAGGGCAAUACAAAAUAUUCCAAUACUUAGCUUCAUUCCAAAUUUGAUUCAUAUGAUAACGGAAAUUCAAAUUAUUUUAAUUAUGUAAGAAUAAAUAUAUAUGUAGAGGCUUAUGUCUAUUUGAUUCCUUUGCACGGCCUCAAGUUAUAUAUGGCUCUUAUUGCCUACGAUGACUAGCUACUACAAUCAAGGGCGGAUCCAAGAAUCGGGAUAAGACUGCAUUGAAGAAAUAUUUAAUUUACCUCCGUCUCAUUUCAAUCUCUUAAUAAAGUGAUUGAAAAAUUGGAAAUUUUGUUUGAAAUUUGAGUAUAAUAAAAUACUCCGUAAAAUGUUAUGAGCCGCAAAUAUCUUUCAAUACAAAUAUGGCUUGUGAUUAUUAUAAGAACAAGAAUUUGGCGAUCCGUGUGGAAGAAUCGAGCCAAAAGCACAAUAAUUACCUAGCGAUUAAGUUCCUUUAUCAGGCUGGCCAGACUGAAAUUGUAUCUGUUGACGUGGCUCAGGUUUGUAGUAGGCCCCACUAUUAUUAUUAUUAUAACUCUUUUCAUCAUUAUCAUGUUUUCAUGUUCUAUUUAUUAAAAGGCUAAUUCCACUUAACAAAAAAUCUUGUGGUACAUAGGAUUAGUACAUGUUUGUGUAAGUAAUUUAUGCACCCAUUUUAUGUACACAAAAAAUUAAACUUCCACUUAAUCCCCACAAUUUGUGGUAGAAGUAACAAAUUUCAAUUGAGUUUCACAAGGAAAUCAUGAAUUGAUCACAUUGACCAACUAAUUGUUUUAGAUAUGUUCUCAACUAUUAUAAGCGGGUAAAUAUGAGCCAUUUUGAUUAAAUUGUCCGCCAUAAUUUGUUUAAUCAGUUCAGUAGGAGUAAUAAUGGAUUGUUAUUAUUUUUAUUCUUAUUUAAUUGCAACAGUUUGAUUGAGUAAUCAUAUGUUCAGGUGGGGGAGUCGUCAAGUUGGACCUUUAUGACCCGCAAACAUAAUGCUGUCUGGGAGACUAGCCAAGCGCCAACCGGGGCAUUGCAAGUCCGGUUCGUGGUAACGGCGGGAUACGACGGCAAGUGGUAUUGGGCAAAGAAGGUGUUACCAUCAAAUUGGGAAAAUGGGGUGACAUAUGAUUCCGGAUUACAGAUCACCGACACCGCCGAAGAGGCGGGUUGUUCUCCAUGUGGCGGCGACCCCGCCACCGCCGCCUAGGUACAAAAUUGACCCUAAUUAAGCAACCUACCUGACAUAGCUAACUUCCCAUGCCACGCACCCUAGAUUGAAUUAAUUGUACCAUUGCAUUCUGGUGUAGAGUUCGUAGAUUGAGCGCGCUGUACUAAAUAUACUUAGAAGUAUAUUAUACGGUUGUAAAGUUCUAAUUUAUAUCUUGCAUCCAAUAAACUGAUUUACAUCGAGAUCGAUCAGAAAAAAUUAAUAAAGCUUGUAACGUUUCUAAUUAAUAAAGCUUGUACGUUUCUAUCUAGCUAGACAAUUUUGUUUAUAAAAUAAUAAUAAUAGUGUAUGAAAG